Messenger RNA from Rhodofomes roseus, 2832 nucleotides. RefSeq lists its product as uncharacterized. Gene Ontology annotation, cellular component: SAGA complex; SLIK (SAGA-like) complex. Gene Ontology annotation, biological process: regulation of transcription by RNA polymerase II. Gene Ontology annotation, molecular function: structural molecule activity; protein heterodimerization activity. Lineage: Eukaryota; Fungi; Basidiomycota; Agaricomycetes; Polyporales; Fomitopsidaceae. The coding region runs from base 64 to 2484 and encodes 806 amino acids. The transcript has 13 exons. The record is from RefSeq and is a predicted model, not a curated record.
GCGGAGUUUGAAGUGCCACCUUGUUCUGCGACCGUCACCGUGCGCGCGGCCCAUGGACCGAGGAUGAACAACCUCCUCAGAACCCUGACAGAAAGCCAGGUCAAGACAGCGCAACAGCACACAGAUCUCAAGUUACUGUUAAGCGCCGUUAAGGAGACACGCAGGCAGUCUCAUGAUGCCGCGAAACUCGCUGAUGUUUUCUACGACUCUCUGGAGGGCCUCUUGAUUGACCUGCGAAUGGUAACGAUGGAUAACAGGGAUUCCGAAGCAUUCCUGAAGCCGGUCUCCAAGUCCGACGUACCGGAUUACUAUGACGUCAUCUCCAACCCCAUGGACUUGCAGACCAUGCUCAAGAAGGUGAAGCAGAAGCAGUACAAGUCCAAGCGAGAGUUCAAGGACGACCUUGAUCUCAUUUGGCACAACUGUUUUAUGUACAAUGCUCAGCCGGACCACCCCUUGCGGAUGUGCGCCAUGCGGCUGAAAGCCAAGGCCGAGAAGCUGCUCAAGAACAUCACGGACUGGAAGGAGCGUGCCGACCCCGUCAUCCCGCAGGAUAUCGCAGUCAUCACUGUCGCGCCGCGGACUAACGGCGUUACCCUUAACGGCCACGCCCGCGUACAGUCCCCUGCUCUGGUGAAGUCACCCAGUCCGGGGAAGGCAGUAGCUACAGUGCAGCCAAGCAGCAAGAAGGCUCGCCAUGAUGGCUCCUUUGCUGAAUCACCUGCAAUCGUGCGGAGUGCGGACGGCAUGGCGGCGUUUUCGCGCCUAGACCAGGAACUAGAGUGGUGGACGGAUGCUUCGCAUCCCGCCAAUUCCAACGACGCACAGCAUCUCGAACAGUGGCUGAGGAGGUAUACACCUAUGUCAGAUGACGAGCAAGAUGUCGGUAGCUCGUCCCUUCAAACCAUAGAUGGCGAUAUCGGAGAGAAGCGCAAGCUGAACGGCUUCCUGGAUGACCGGCCACGCAAACGCGUUCGCAUGUACCCAACGGCAGACAAGGACCCAGUUGAGCUCUGGUGGGACGCAAUGCAGUCGGAGGAGUUGCUCGCGAACGGCCUCCCAACCCUUCUGUACCGCUCCUCGGAGGACGUCUCUGACGCUGCACCGCUCAAGCAGAUUACGGAUCAACCGCGGCAAGGCACGCGCCGGGGCAAGAAGAAGAAAUCCACGCCGCGCACGGAUACGCUCCUCUACCACAUGAAUAACAACAUACGUACGUUGCGCCGGGUGCGCACUACACACGCGAAGUUCGCCUCGCUCAGUCAGAACACGGAGGAGGGCGGCGGACCUGUGCCGCCGCCGGCCGAGCCAGUCCCUGAGGAUGUGGAGGAAGUGUUGGACGAGCAACCGUGGAAGCCCGUUGGCUCGGGGAUUGAGAUCGGCGAGGAACAUGCGAACGAUUGUUUGCAUUGGAUGGGGGGCAAGGUCUUGGAACAUGCUGGCUUCCAAGGAACGUCCAAGGCUGCGCUUGAUGUCCUCGCAGGUGUUGCUUCGGAGUACCUUCAAAAUGUCGGGCGAACGAUUCGUUUCCUCUGCGACAAGUACGCAAAGAAGAUGACACCCGAGGAAAUCAUCCUACAUACCCUUUUCGAGAGCGGAACGACUCGUGUCUACGAGCUUGAUCGCUAUAUCAAGGACGACGUCAUCCGGUACGGCGGAAGGUUGGCUGAGCUUGAGAAGAAGCUGGCCAACACGUAUCGAGAAGCGACCACUGAAGAAGCUUGGGACGACGACGCCCUAUUCCAGAACGCCGAUGGCGAGGAAGAGGAUGGACAAUUCGUCAUGGGCAACUUCGCUGACUCCUUUGGCGAGGAUUUCCUCGGUCUUCGGGAGCUGGGUAUCGCUGCGGAGUUCGGUUUACAGAGCUUGACGAUCCCCAAGAAGCUACUGAAGGGCAAGAAGCAGGGCCAGGCAGAAGGACCAUCUGCUGCCAAACCGAAAGAACCUCCACCCCCGUUCCCGCCGCCGCCUCCGUUCGUUCCAUUAGACUCGAGAACUGUCGAGAAGCAGAUCGGUCUCCUCAAAACAUUCUACCACGAGCGGAUAUCCACCGUAUCCACUUCUGCGCAACCUCCUCCGCCUGGUGCGGUCCCCACGCCACCUCAUCCCGCAGGUCUACCUCCACCUAUGCCUCCCAGCUAUCUUCAACCUAUACCCGUACCCUCCGAUACCGAUACCCCAGCAACCAUACUUCCUGACGACCCACCCAGUGUGUCACAUACUAAGAUUGGGCCGCUUGGCCAGGUCAUCAAGACCUCGACGUCAGCAGCCGCAUCCAAGAAGAAGAAAGCGAAACCACCUGCCGCUCCGAUGGGCAUGGCACCUGCGCCGUCCGAAGGAGACCUGCCGCAAGAGUUCGCGGCGUCCGGGUCCACUCCUGGUCUGGACUCGCCCAAGAAGGGGCAAUCUUCUGGCGGUGCGGCUAAGAAGAAGCCGGGCAAUGGUCCGAGUUCGUUGCCUUCAGUGAUCAUGGCGAACGCAUGAGCAGCUUGGUCCUGGUGCUGUCUACGAUGGGGUAUAUUUAUUGACUUGUAUUACUGUGGACAUUUUUCUACUUAUCAGGAAGUCAUGUAACUUGUAUCAUCUAGCAUAUCAGACGCUUGCCGGUCUAUCAUGGUCUGCCACGGCAACGGCUAUGCGCAAUUUCGAUUCCUCCCUUCAACUGUGUAAGCGCCCGCAAGACGCAUCCAUGGCGAGCGACCGCGACGCUUCCUACCACCCUCGUCCUUCCCAAGUCCUGCCAUCCUGGAUUAGGCCCGCUCAGACUGAACGGGUAAGGGUACGGGUACGGGCAAGGGCAACGUCACGGGACGUACCCGGGCGGCUCAGCCA